GCUACGCAGUGCGGGUACGCGGAAGAGAUGUCGGCAGGGAGGAGGACCGACGCUCACAACUGACCUUAUUUCGGGCUUAUUUCAUUAAAGUGUGGUUCAGGGGGCAGAGUGAAGGAUGGGCAGGAGCACACACGGCCUGUCGUACCAUGAAAGCUCGGCUGUCUCCGCCCAACACCGACUUUUUAACGCUUUAUCCCGGGAGGAGUAGCUCCGCUCCGAGGCUAACCUGCUAGCUCCUGGGGCCCGUCGAUUCUCCAGCGAACAUCCAUCUCACCACAGACAGCAACAAUGGUGUACCUGCUGAAUCCUAUAGAGAACCUGAGGAGCUACAUCAACAACCGUCCACCGCUGGUCAUCUUCAUGAUCAGUGUCAGUGCCGUGGCCAUCGCCUUCCUCACCAUCGGAUAUUUCUUCAAGAUUAAAGAGAUCAAGUCUCCGGAGCUGACCGAGGACUGGAACACCUUCCUGCUGCGCUUCAACGAGCUGGACUUCUGCGUGUCGGAGAACGAGACCAUAAAGCACGGGCUGAACGAGUCCACCACGCCGGAGAGCCUGGUGGUGACCAGCGGCCAGGCGCGCUCCAGCACCCAGGCGCCCCUCCUGCUGGAGGACUCGGGUCCCAUCAACAUCUCGGUCCCCAUCACGCUCACGCUGGACCCCCAGCGGCCCUUCGGAGGAUACUCUCGCAAUAUCACCCACCUGUACGCCACGGUGCUGGGCCAGCAGGUGGGCCUGUCCGGCCGGGAAGCCCACGAAGAAAUCAACAUCACCUUCACCCUGCCCGUGUCCUGGAACUCGGACGACUGCGUGCUGCACGGACACUGCGAGCAGGUGGUGUUCAGCACCUGCAUGACCGUCACGGCGGCCAGCAACAUCUUCCCCGUCACAGUGCAGCCGCCUCACUGCGUGCCGGAGACGUACACCAACGCCACGUCCUGGUACAAGGUGUUCACCACGGUCCGGGACUCGGACACCAAGUACAGUCAGGACUACAACCCCUUCUGGUGUUACAAGGGAGCCAUCGGCAAGGUGUACCACGCCCUCAACCCAAAGCUCACCGUCAUCGUCCCCGACGACGACCGCUCCCUCAUCAACCUGCACCUGAUGCACACCAGCUACUUCCUGUUCGUCAUGGUCAUCACCAUGUUCUGCUAUGCAGUGAUCAAGGGCCGGCCGGGCAAAGUGCGGCAGAGCGGCGCCGACUUCUGUCCUGAGAAGGUACAGGCGAGCCCGGCAGGGCGUUCUGAGCUCCACAGGUGGCAUUGUCAGAGGGUUAAAAAGACAUCGGGGAGCUUUUCCAGAACUUAUCCGUAACAUGGACAAACUCAAAGAACCAGAAGAAAUGAAAACUAAACAUACCAGUUGCCUAGUGAACCCUGGAGACACAAUAAGGGACACAAAAGCUCUGUGAAUGCAUUACUCUGCAAUGUUGGGUUUCUCCAACCAAAGAUAUACAAGUGCCUGUAUCUGUGCUGUAAAUAUUUGUAGGAACUCUGAUAUUCUCUCUUUAUUUUCUCUUGAAUUCAUUUUUUUUUUUUUGCCUGAGUCCCCCUUCGUGCCAUGUAAGAACA
Messenger RNA from Salarias fasciatus (jewelled blenny), 1571 nucleotides. It is a transcript of the gene tmem248, whose product is annotated as transmembrane protein 248. NCBI's taxonomy places the organism in Eukaryota, Metazoa, Chordata, Actinopteri, Blenniiformes, Blenniidae. Bases 289 to 1314 code for a protein of 341 amino acids. The transcript has 7 exons. The record is from RefSeq and is a predicted model, not a curated record.